AACUCGAGCAGUAUCAGACUAAAGCCCUUUAAUGCGCAUCACUAUCACAGUCGCCAUUACAUGUCGGCCGUUUGUUUUUGUUGCGUUUGCGAAGGAGAUUGCUUAUGUCAACAAUACAGCGCGCGAUUAGAAUUUUAUUGAUAUUAAUUAAACCAUCAAGAAUGUUGAGAUAAAUCAGUUUUAUUUAAUAAACUGCUAUAUUUCAAGAUGGCACCACCUCGUCGCAUUUUAAGGCAACAGUUAGAAAUACUAAUGGAUUUUUUAGAAGAGAAUAGAGACAUGUCCAAGGGAUUGCUCCCUGGUACUCCAGUGUCUCAUCAGAAAACGCGACAGAAAUGGGCAGUACUUGCUAAACAACUUAACUCUGUACAAUCAGGGGCUUUGAAAACUCCUGAUGGUUGGAAAAAGUACUGGUUUGAAUGGAGACACAAAUGUAGAAAAAAGGCAGCAAAUGUACGACGAUUCCGAUCAGGAUCUGACAAUGGUCCAAACAGAUGUAUACCACUAAAUGAUUUAGAAGUGAGAGUUUUAGAACUGAGCGGAAAGGGUUCUGUCACUGCUGCUGUAUCAUCAUCUAGUCAACUUGAUAAUUUUCUUGCAGAAGACUCAGACUCAGAGCCAUUAGAAAACCUAAAAGUUAAAUGUGCUCCAGCCAGCAUAAAAAUAAGAAAGUCGUUUAAUAGCACACCUCGGUCACCAACAGAUAACAUUUCCCGUAAUAUAACACCUCCACCUAAAUGGGCAUUAGACUUUGAAGAGCGUAGAGUGGCAGCGGAAGAGCGUAUGGCUGAAGCUUUAGAGUCGAUGGCCAAUGUAAUGAGGUCACAGGAAGAGCGUCGUGGAAUGCUGGAGGAAAGGAUAGCAGAUGCCUUGACAGCCAUAGCAGGGACUGUUCAAGACCUAAACAGUGGAGUGCAAGAAGCACUACAACACAUGCAACAGAUACAUCCAUUACAAACCAAUGGACCAGACUUAAAAGGAGAUGUUUUCUUAUAGAAUUAUGUACUUAACAUUUAAAACAUAAAAUAAUGUACAUAUUGUAUUAUAAUUGAUUAAUGUGCAAGGCUGAAAAUAUUGUAGAAAUAAGGCCAGUUUGUUUGUCACUUGUCAGUAAUUUCUAGUCUAAAUAUUAUUUGUUAAUGUAUUUUUAUGUAAUUGUAUGAACGGCAAGUUCCUAUUAAUCUACUAUAAUAAGAUUUUUUACAUCACAUGACAUUUGAUUAGUAGGCAGAUUAUAAUAUAACGUACUCAAUUAUUAAUAAUUAUUAUUUAUAUUAAUCAUGAGUAUUGAAUUGUAUGUAAGGAAGACAUUACCUGAACACAUAUGAAUAAAUAAUAAAUUGAUAAAUAAUGUUGUUUAAUUUCC
Molecule: messenger RNA, 1366 nt
Organism: Trichoplusia ni (cabbage looper)
Lineage: Eukaryota; Metazoa; Arthropoda; Insecta; Lepidoptera; Noctuidae
Exons: 4
Coding region: 208-996 (262 amino acids)
Source: RefSeq, a predicted model, not a curated record